Messenger RNA from Lentinula edodes (shiitake mushroom), 681 nucleotides. RefSeq lists its product as uncharacterized. The transcript has a single exon. NCBI's taxonomy places the organism in Eukaryota, Fungi, Basidiomycota, Agaricomycetes, Agaricales, Omphalotaceae. Gene Ontology annotation, molecular function: acyltransferase activity, transferring groups other than amino-acyl groups. Bases 1 to 681 code for a protein of 226 amino acids. The record is from RefSeq and is a predicted model, not a curated record.
AUGGUGGAAUACACAUAUAGCGUCGUACCAAUCCCGUUCGCCCCGCUACCCCAAAGCCACGUCGAUAAACAUGCUUUUCUUCGUCUGCUCGCCCUCAAGACAAAUCCAGAAUGUUUUUCGUCAACUCUAGAUGAUGAAAGCCGACUUUCUGCCGAACAAUGGCGCGGGAGGAUUGAUACAGAGGAUAGAGUAACUUUCAUCGCAGUGGCAUCCGAAAUACAGUAUGCACCUUUCGAUGCACCUCUCGAUCCGACUCCUUCUUCUUCGUCUUCUUCCUUCGCCGACACCUCAGAUUCAUCGAAAUUGCUGGACGACGACACAGCGAAAUGGGUUGGACUGGUUACUGUUCUCACACCAGAGUUCCUGCAGGAACGAUGGGACGAUUUACCACGAAAGUUCCGGAAAUUCGCGAUGCGAAGCGGAAAGCCUGCUCACGUCUUAGUGAGUAUGUGGGUACACCCGGAGCACCGUCACAAGGGAUUGGGAAGGCGGUUGAUUUCACAGGCGGUUGAUUGGGUGAAGAAUAGGGUUGAAAAGCCGGGUGUGGAAGAUAAACGAGGCGAUGUAGUCCUGGAGGUAUUCAAACAGAAUACGGGAGCGGUGAUGUUGUAUCGUGCAAUGGGGUUCGAGGAUAUUGAAGAAGUUUCUCCUUCAAUUUGGAUGGGAAGAAAGAUAGCCUAG